UUCAAUCCUGCCUUUUCCUGAACAGCGGGAAAGCAGUUCGAUGUGGAAUUAUGCAUGUGGUUUAGUGGAAAACGGGAACAAAAUUUGGUGCAAGACAUGGAGUGAGAAAUUUAGAGUGACCUGUUUCUAGAACGCAUAACCGUUUUAUAAAAGUGCUAGCGAUAUCGCGUACGAUUUGAAUAUUUUCAUCAUUUGGGGGCAGGAACACAGGAGCGCAGUUUUACCUGCUUGAGUGAAGGGCCUGCGAGAAUUCACUAUGCGCAGUGAAAAACGUAGCUCUGAAAUAUUACGUUUUUGAAUGGGUCCAUGCGACUCUGAUCUGAAUUUGCCUGGAUGGGAUGCACAGUGAGUUUCAUCUGUUGUGAAGACGACCUCCUGCAAAUUCCUCUUGACCAACAUGACAAAAAGAAAGAGGACAAGAAACUAUUGAACAAGCCUGAGGAGUUUGAGGGGAUCCAUUCACACACCUUUCGAGUGAAGACGUUCAAGAAGAACAAGCACUGUGGCGUGUGCAAACAGACCGUCAGCCAGGAGGGGCUAAUUUGCAAAGUGUGCCGGCUGACUUGUCACAAGACAUGUGAAGUGAAGGCACCUGGUAACGACAUCCCCCUGAGGCAUGUAGAGACCUUGGGCUCCACAAAGUCCUCCAAGAGUAUGGAGUCUCCACGCAGACCAUCAAGGAGUGUGAGUCUGCUUCAGGCCCUGGAAGAGAACUAUGAGUUGGACCUGGUCUACAUCACUGAGAGGAUCAUCUCAGUCUCCUUCUCCAGCUCUGUGGAUGAGAACAGCUACUCUGCAAACCUCCGCGAGGUGGCUUCCAUGCUGCGCUCCAAACACCAAGACAACUACCUGCUCUUCAACCUCAGCGAGAAACGCUGUGACAUCAACCAGCUCAACCCAAAGGUGUUGGACUUUGGCUGGCCGGACCACCACGCUCCUGCCCUGGAUAAGAUCUGCACUAUCUGUAAGGCCAUGGACACUUGGCUGAGUGCAGACAGUCACAAUGUAGUAGUGAUACACAACAAGGGGAACCGAGGGCGAACAGGAGUGGUGGUGGCAGCAUACAUGCAUUACAGCAACAUAUCAGCCAGUGCCGACCAGGCCCUGGACAGGUUCGCCAUGAAGAGGUUCUAUGAAGACAAAGUACUUCCUGUGGGUCAGCCGUCUCAGAAGAGGUAUGUACAGUACUUUAGCGGCCUUCUUUCUGGGCAUAUCAAGAUCAACAACAAACCCCUGUUCCUUCACCACGUCAUCAUGCACGGCAUCCCCAACUUUGAGUCCAAAGGAGGUUGUCGCCCUUUCCUCAAGAUCUAUCAGGCCAUGCAGCCAGUCUACACAUCUGGGAUCUAUAGUGUCCAGGGAGACAGCCAGACCAGUGUCUGCAUCACCAUUGAGCCUGGCCUGCUGCUGAAAGGGGACAUUCUGCUGAAGUGUUACCACAAGCGCUUCCGAAGCCCACAGCGGGAUGUGAUCUUCCGGGUGCAGUUCCAUACAUGUGCUGUGCACGACUUGGGAAUCGUCUUUGGGAAGGAUGAGCUCGAUGAGACCUUCAAGGAUGACAGAUUCCCAGAUUUUGGAAAGGUGGAGUUUGUCUUUUCCUUUGGCCCAGAAAAAAUCAAUGGGAUGGACCACUUGGAGAACGGGCCCACUGUCUCAGUGGACUACAAUACCCAAGAUGCUCUAAUCCGCUGGGACUCCUAUGAGAACCUCAACCAGCAUUGUGAGGACACUAUGGAUGACGUCAUACACACCCAGGGCCCUCUGGACGGCAGCCCCUACGCUAAAGUCCGCAAGAAGGAGUCCAUCGAGGACGCGGUCACUGCCAACGACCUCCUGCCCACCGCCACCGAACACGUCCUACCCACGGUUGACCACGCCCUGUCGGUGAGCAGCGACUCCGGCAACUCCACGGCUUCCAUCAAGACCGACCGCACUGAUGAGCCGGCCACGGCAGCAGCAGCCCCACCAGUGAGCCAGCCGCCAGCGGCCCAGGAAGAGGCCCAAGUCUCCGACACGGUCUUGGCCGUCCAGCCCAUCAGUCCCCAGGAGAAGCAGGAGCUGGAGCAGCUGCUCAGUGGCCUGGAGGGCCCCAUGCAUUGCCAGGGCUACCUGUCCUCCCCGUCGGGCGGAGGGAUGGGGAUAGGACUAGGAGGAGGGGGAAUACUACACCUGGUGCCCGCCCAAGUUCAUGUGAAUGGCCACAACAGCAGCAUGGACAGAGAAACAGAUAUUCUGGAUGACGAGGUGGAACUGCCCACCUGCCAGGCAGGUAACAGCAUGGAUAGCUUGGGCACUCUGUCAUCCCUGGAAGGGAGAGCCACGCCAGCAGACCUCUACUACCAGGCUGAGACGGUUAUCAACGGGCAGGACAAGGUCCCCUAUCUGGAGAGGAGCAUCACAGACGGGCCCCUGGAAAACAUUGUCUUCAAUGUCGCAAUAGGCUCACAUGAUGUGGCUGCCCAGGUUCCCGUCCCCUUAGUGCGAAGCCUCUGCUCAGCUCAGGAUGGGACAGGUGUGUCAGUUCCCCCGGCGAGCGAUUACAUUAUCAGCCAGAAUGGAAACCUGUAUCGCUCACAGUCAUUCGGUGCAGAGCAGAAUACCCUCCCCCGAGCGCCAGCACGCAACACCAGCAGUCGUAACGCCGUCCAACGUGGGCUCAACGUGUGGCAGCAAUAUGGGGUCCCAGAAGAGCCGGUGAUGGACGGGGUGUAUUUUGGCUCUCCUCCACCCUCCAUGCCUCUACAGAGCCACUACAGCAUGCCCCACUUCCCCCACCAGCAGACUGCCUCACAGCAGGAGAUUGAGCAGUCCAUUGAGGCCCUCAACCUGCUGAUGUUGGACCUGGAUCCCGGCCGCCCGUUGGGGCAGGUGCCGAAAUCCCAGAGUGCCCCGGGGGAGAACAAGGAGGUGGUGACCACACAACCAUCCUUUUCCCAGACCCAGGCCAGGCCCUCCUACCAGGCUGACUCAGCUAUCUCGGGAAGCCCUGCGCCCAGCCUAGCUCAGGUCAUGCUGAGGUCCUCCCCUUUCCAGCCGUCCACGUCUCCAGAGCCCUCUGCCAUCCAGAGACCAACAGCCAUCUACCAGCCUGGUCUCUCUGUAGCCCCCAUCCCUGGCUUCCCCGCUGAACCUUCCAGCCAAGGGGCAGCCAGAACCAGCUCUCCCACCCAGGUCCCCAGUAGCGUGGGCCAGCUGCAGCUGAAACCCAUCAACAUGUACCCCCCCAGCACCGUGUUCCCGUCCCCAGAGCUCCAGGAGCCCCAACAGAGCCCCAGUGCCACGUCCUCGUCACCCAAUCCCAGAGAUGCAGAGCCUGAUGAAGUGUUCAACGUAGAGGGCCUAGUAGCCCAGCGUGUGUCAGAGUACUCGGCCCGAAUGCAAAGCCGACUGACGUCUCCUCAGUCUGAGCACCAUCGCUCCCUCUCCCUCUCUGGUGUCCAGUCUUGUGGGACGUCAUUGGACGAGGCAUCGGCCCCGCCCCAUCACCGCACCACCAGUGAAGGACAAUGCAUCAACGGCCACGACGAAAGCUCUUCCUACCAACCCCCGGUCCGCUCCCCUAUUCGUUGCGUCUCACCGGAGUUCGUCAACACCAUAGCGCUGAAUCCCGGGGGGCGGCCCAAGGAGAGACACAUCCACAGCUACAGAGAGGCCUUUGAGGAGUUGGAUGGAAGCCAAAUCAGCCCCACGCCCACUGUUGGUGGUGAGGUGUUCCCCCAAACCCCUGCCUUCCCUGUCUCGCCGCAAACCCCUUACUUCAACCUGUGCCAUGCUCGUUCCCCUCCAGGUCUGAUGAAGACCCCUCUCUCUGCCUUGGGCCUCAAACCCCACAACCCAGCUGAGAUCCACCUCAACCAGAGUGGAUCAGAGCCGUUGAGCUACGUGGAGUCAGUGGCCAGAUCCGCUGUGGCCGGCGGGGGACCAGCAGGACCACCCAUGACCCUCACCCCCCCAGGAAGGACCUUGGCUAGCCAGACGACCCCUGACCCCUUCCCAACCCUCAACCCCCUAUUGUCUAGCUGCAGCCCCAUCCACAGAUCAGAGGGAGAACAACCGUUGGCUGACAGCAGUGCGAUCAUCCCCUCGCAAGCGGCCAUUGACUCCAGCUUACACUCCUUUCCUUCCGAGGGCACGUAUCCCAUCCCCUCCCCUUCCCCCAUUGCCACUCCCACCCCAUACCUCCAGGCCCUGGGCUCCCCAUCUCCCUUCCUUCAAGCCCUGGCAACCCCCACCUCCUCCUACCUGAGCUCCAACUACCCCACCCUGUCCUACCUGUGUUCCCCCACCACCACACCCUCCUACCUGGGUCCCAGUGGCCUUAUGGGGAGCUACGUCUCCCCGGACCUCAGCCCCCCUCCGCCCCAGCCGGAGGUAUCUGCAUGGGAAAGCCUUGUGGCCAUCCUCCCCUCGUCAGGAUCAGGAAGUCUCCACACACUGCAUCGCGACCCCAACACCUCAUCUAGCAUCCCCUCCCUCCAACAUCGGCAACAGCCCACCAAUCAGUGCAGCCCUGUCAUGGGCUACCAGCCCUCUCCGGCCAAUGGCUUUGUGGAGUUUGGGAUCCCUGGGAUGGUAAUGACAGGAAGUCCCGUGUUGGGCCGCCACCACUAUAACCCAUGUGUGUCCCAGGGGACACAGUCUAGCCCAGUGCUGAGCCAACAAACGUCCCUGAUGCAGGCCUCCCAGGACUGCCCCAUGCUCAGUUGCCAGCCCUCCCUCACCUACAGCCAACCCAUCCAGUCCAGUAUCCAGAGCAGUCCAGGGCUGGGCCAACAUCCAUCCCUCACCUACAGCCAACCCAUCCAGUCCAGUAUCCAGAGCAGUCCAGGGCUGGGCCAACAUCCAUCCCUCACCUACAGCCAACCCAUCCAGUCCAGUAUCCAGAGCAGUCCAGGGCUGGGCCAACAUCCAUCCCUCACCUACAGCCAACCCAUCCAGUCCAGUAUCCAGAGCAGUCCAGGGCUGGGCCAACAUCCAUCCCUCACCUACAGCCAACCCAUCCAGUCCAGUAUCCAGAGCACUCCAGGGCUGGGCCAACAUCCAUCCCUCACCUACAGCCAACCCAUCCAGUCCAGUAUUCAGAGCAGUCCAGGGCUGGGCCAACAUCCAUCCCUCACCUACAGCCAACCCAUCCAGUCCAGUAUCCAGAGCAGUCCGGUGCUGAGCCGACAUCCAUCCCUCAUCCACCAGCAGGGCAGUGGUAGUAGUCCGGAGCUGGGCCGACACCCGUCCCUCGGCCAGAUGUCACAAUGCAGUCCAAGUCUGGACCGACACCCAAUGCUGCAUAGUAGCGGCUACACCACCCCGGACGAAAGGCACGGCACCCUGUCCCGUCAGAGCAGCUCCUCUGGGUACCACCCGCCCUCCACGCCCUCCUUCCCCGUCUCCCACUCGGGCUAUCUGGACGGGGGGAUGAUGAUGGGGGUAAGGCAGGGCAGUCCAGCCCCACAGGCUCAGCCCCAGCUUCCGGAGAAGAGGCGAAUGUCCAGUGGGGAGAGGCCCAACGGGGGGCUCUCGUACGGGACACUGAAUGGGAAAGUGUCCUCCCCCAUGUCGAGUGGAGGUAGCACGCCCAGCACUAGCUACUUUCAUACACUGCCGGACUUCUCCAAGUUUAACAUGACUGACGGGAGUCCAGAGACCAGGCUGAAUGUAAAGUUUGUUCAGGAUACGUCCAAGUUCUGGUACAAGCCUGACAUCUCCCGUGAACAAGCCAUCGGCCUGCUGAGAGAGAAGGAGCCAGGGGCCUUUGUCAUCCGGGACAGUCACUCCUUCCGAGGGGCCUAUGGCCUGGCCAUGAAGGUGGCCUCUCCUCCUCCUACUGCUCAGCAGUCCAAGAAAGCUGGUGACAUCACUAACGAGCUGGUGAGGCACUUCCUGAUUGAGACGAGUCCUAAGGGAGUGAAGCUGAAAGGAUGUCCCAAUGAGCCUUACUUUGGUUGUCUGUCCGCUCUUGUGUACCAGCACGCCAUGACUCCACAGGCCCUGCCAUGUAAACUGGUCAUCCCUACCAGAGAUCUCCACCAGGAUGUCCCAGAUAUUGCCACGCCAACCAACCAGGCUGACUACCUCCUGAAACAUGGAGCAGCAUGCAAUGUGCUGUACAUCAACUCGGUGGACAUGGAGUCUCUGACAGGACCUCAGGCCGUCGCCAAGGCGAUCUCGGAGACGAUGGCCGCCGCGUCCCCGCCCACCGCCACCAUUGUACACUUCAAGGUGUCGCCCCAAGGCAUCACCCUGACGGAUAACCAGAGGAAGCGUUUCUUCCGGCGCCACUACCCUAUCAACACUGUCACGUUUUGUGAUGUCGACCCUCAGGAGAGAAAGUGGAAUAAACCUGAUGGGGGCACAGCCAAGUUUUUUGGGUUUGUGGCUCGGAAGCAAGGAAGCACAACUGACAACGUCAGUCACCUCUUUGCCGAGAUGGACGCUGAUCAGCCCGCCAGCUCCAUCGUCAACUUUGUCUCCAAGGUGAUGAGCGGCUCGCAGAAAUGAUGAGCUGACCUUUUGGCGACCCCUGGCUUUUAGUUUUUUUGUGUUGUUGUUCUUUUUAACUACGGAGGGAAUUUAUUUCCUUUUUUAUUUUUUUUAUUCUACGUUUAGUCUUAGGUUUCACCUCUUUCCUUCUGACCUUGUCUUUUACCUGUGUGUGUAUGUGUGUGUGUGUGUGUGUGUGUGUGUGUGUGUGUGUGUGUGUGUGUGUGUGUGUGUGUGUGUGUGUGUGUGUGUGUGUGUGUGUGUGUGUGUGUGUGUGUGUGUGUGUGUGUGUGUGUGUGUGUGUGUGUGUGUGUUUCUGUCUGUGUGUUUCUUCUUGUAAGGACUCCUUUGUGGCGCUAACUAGGGUGGAUAGAGGAAGUGCAGUUUGUGGGGUGUGGCUGUGUAAAAUUUUGGAUGUUGGCUAUGGUAGACCAUUGUGAUCUCUCUAGCAGGGUAGCACAAGAACAGGAAGAGGAAAUCAUGUCAGUGAUGAUGUCAGUGAGUGUGAUGCAUAAAAAAAGAGAAGAAGAAGUAAAGUUGUGUGAUGUAAAGAAGGGUGUUAAGCUAUCGGGUUUGGACUGGUCAACCAAAGAUUUUUAAAAAGAGGCAAUGUCACUGUCGGAAGGUAUGUUUGAGUUAAUAUUUGGUUAAAAAAUAUAUAUAAAAAAUGGCUACUUUAUCAAAACAUUUACAUGUAAUGUUCUUUCUAUAUACAAGUAAAUACUGUAUUUAUUUUAUUCCUAAAAGUUUGAUCUUUGCUUUCUUCGCAAACCGUAUUCAAGGACAUUUUUGCAUGCUGGCGAGUUGAAUCAAUGUAAAUAUCACGGAGUGCUCUCUUGGUAGGGCGUGGAUGACUUGGUAUGGCGUGGAUGACUUGGUAUGGCGUGGAUGACUUGGUAGGGCAUGGAUGACUUGGUAGGGCGUGGAUGACUUGGAUGACUUGGAUGACUUGACUUGGGGCCUAACUAUCAUGUUCUGUCAAACGGGUUGCAUUUCUUAAGCUUUAAACAGGAGUCACUAGUAUCAGGUAUGCAGCUGUAGAGAAAGAAAAUAAAGAAAAAAGCACAGUUGUUCUCUUCAGAACAACAGAACACAUCUGACUUCCACUGUUCUCUUCAGAACAACACAACACAUCUGACUUCCACUGUUCUCUUCAGAACACAUCUGACUUCCACUGUUCUCUUCAGAACAACAGAACACAGCUGUUCUCUUCAGAACAACAGGACACAUCUGACUUCCACUGUUCUCUUCAGAACAUAUCGGCUGUUCUCUUCAGAACAACAGAACACAUCAGCUGUUCUCUUCAGAACAACAGAACAUAUCGGCUGUUCUCUUCAGAACAACAGAACACAUCAGCUGUUCUCUUCAGAACAACAGAACACAUCUGUAUUGGUCUCCUCUGACUUCCACCGUUCUUUUGAAUGGUUGAAGGAUGGAGGAUAGAUAGAAGCCUGUCCAGUUUGGUCCAACUAUUCACCUACACAGGGGUAUUAGAGCCCUGUAAUGACGCUGGGAGCUGGAGUCUGCUGUUACCCAUCUAUGUAUACAUUUGCUUUUGGUUGAUUGGUUCCCCUUUGUGUGUCUACCAUUGACUAUCAUCAGGUCCACUCCUCUCCGCUGUGCAUGUAUAACCAUCAUGGAAGGUCAGAGUUCACUGCUGAUUUUUGAAGAGCAGACGGGCAUCAAGCUCUCUCUCUUCUCCUUUGGAACAUUACAAUUAUUCUACCCCAGCAACCGUCCCAGUAAAGAUUGAGAGAGCCCACUAUCAUUACAGAUCAGCCUGUCAAACGUGUAACACCUACAUCAUACCCACAAGUAAGCUAUAUACAUAUACAUAUACAUAUACAUAUAUAGAUAUAUAAAACAUGUUUCUUUUUUUGCUCUGUCACUCUUUUAACUCAUAUAAUACAUUGACAUAUAUAGUCUAUACAUAAAGAUUACUGAGUGAUUCUGUACUUUGGCUAAGAUUUAUAAAUCAUGAGACUGAACUACAUCUAAAUAAAUAGUGUAAAGUGUAUGUAUUUUAAAGCAUUGCUUUAAAAAAAAUUCACUGCAUUACUUUGAUUAUGUUAUGAUUCUUUGUAUGAAGCAUCCUUUGGUAGGGGGGAGAAAGAGCAUCUAGCAAAGUUCUUUGUUGCAAAAUUGUGCCAACAUUUUAAGUUUUUUGUCAAAAUAAACCUGCCUAAAAUGGAAUUGCCAGAGUUAAGCACUUAAACGUCACGUGAAAUAUCAAUGCACCUAUGUGUAGCUGUGUGUUCACUGCAUGUUUGGAGGCCAGACAUUCUUUCCGUGACUACUUCCUCUAUCUAAAUCACAGGUUUAGUGAAGCACCACCGUAUUAAAAUCUUAAGCAAUUAUUAAUUUUGUUAUGUAGGGUCUACUGCCCUCAUGUGGUGAACCAAAGUUUGACUACCCAUUGUGUUUUUACUACAGUGUUUUAACUGUGAUUUCAGCAAUGACCUUCAAUGGACUAGCGAAACUCAAAUGGCUGAGUUUAAAUUAAUAUUUUCAGAAUAUGGAAGACAAGUAUUAUGACACGUUUUUUGGCCUUUAUGAUUUUGUGAAUGUCCUUAUUCAAUUGGAUUCUGUUUGGAACAGAUUAGUCAUACCUCAAUGGUCAAAUCUAGUCCAGUGAAAAAAUAACUAGAAUUAACACAUGGCAUUCUGUCAUGUCAAAAUACACACCAAAUAUUUACAUGUCCACUUCUGUUACCGCUUAAUGUUUUGCAUCAACUGGGUCUUUUGUUUUUAAGCUCCACUGGGUCUUCUUCCAUGGCAUCUGUACUCGUUCCAUUCUGUUCCAACCGUUCAUUCCUCUUCAAUGAGAAUCCCUCGAUUUUAAAUGAAUUGUAUUUAUUAUUUUGAUGAGUCUCCACUACUGUAAAACUAUAUGUGGUGAAAGCAUGGUUGAUUCUGCAUUUUUCUUUGAGAAACGCUUGUCGGGUCAAUCCCCCUCUACCACAAAACGAAUGUCAGUCUCACGUUAUUUGGCGUGUAAGAAGUCUCUUCUGAUGUACAUGUGGCCACUUUAAGGAAAUAGCCUUAGAAUGUGUGCAUGAAUGCGCUACGAUGCCUGUACAGAACUGUAUGUAUUUUCAUUUGCGUUAUUGUAUGGCUUUUGUUUCUGAGAAGAAGAAAAAACAUAUUAAAAGUAAUUUGUGAUUU
Messenger RNA from Salmo salar (Atlantic salmon), 9642 nucleotides. Its product is annotated as tensin-1. Gene Ontology annotation, biological process: fibroblast migration. The record is from RefSeq and is a predicted model, not a curated record. Gene Ontology annotation, cellular component: focal adhesion. Gene Ontology annotation, molecular function: protein binding. NCBI's taxonomy places the organism in Eukaryota, Metazoa, Chordata, Actinopteri, Salmoniformes, Salmonidae.